Meloidogyne enterolobii is the source of this 1144-nucleotide messenger RNA. The record is from the annotation of a GenBank genome assembly. Lineage: Eukaryota; Metazoa; Nematoda; Chromadorea; Rhabditida; Meloidogynidae.
AUGACUUUGCCUGUUGAUAUUAUGCAAAGUAUGCUUAAAAUUUCCAAGAUCUCUCAAGAAAAUUGUUCAUUUACCGAUAUGUUUACCGAAUUGCGUACUUUGGGUGCUAAAACAUUGGAAAUUCACAUAAUUCAUUCUAGACGUUCAAUUUCUUCAACAAUUGGGGAAGUCGACAUUUUUGUAAAUUUGCGUGAUGAUAAACAACACAAACAUUGUAUUAAAAUUUUGCAAUCUUGUAUUUUUCAAAUUCAACAAAUUUCUAAUGUUUGGGUUGAGGUAAUGCCAAAAUUUGUUCUAGCCCAAUCUGUUGGUGCAAUUGUAUCUCAUUUGUUGGCUAUUCUUUCUGAUUUUAUUUUGAGUAAAGAAGAUAUUGCUUUAAUAGAUGCAGAAAUUAUAUCUGAUUUACUUGAGUCUUUAAUUGAUGAAUGCAAAAAGAUUUUGAUGAUUGACGAUAAACCAAUGAUUCAAAAAGUUUGUGAAGAGAGUUAUUAUAUGCUUAUUGAAAUUAUAUUUUGUUUGAAGAGUAAUUUAUCGGAAAUUGGACAUCGUUGGUGUCAAGGAAAAGGACCGCUAGCAAAUUGGUUAACUCCACACCAAGUGAAACAAUUAAUUCGAGCUUUAUUCCAAAAUACCGAGAAACGGGCGCAGCUUUUGACGCAGAUUAAUUAAAUUUUGUUUGAAAUAUGUGUCUAUACCGUGAUUGUUUUAAUUAAACCCUGUGGGCUUUAAUUUUUCAAUAAGUUUCUUUCAUUAGGUUUUUAUUAGAGAGGGUUAUUGGGCUUCUAUUGGAAAGUGGGUUUAUUUUUCAAUAGUUCUGUGCUUCUAUUAGAGAGAGGGGACGUUCAUUUUUCAAUGGCAUUUUUGGUUGGGUUUCUAUUAGAGAGGGUUUUUACUGGGCCUCUAUUAGAGAGAGGGGAGUAGGCUUCUAUUAGAGAGGAGUAGGCUUCUAUUAGAGGGUUUUUACUGACUUCUAUCAAGAGAGGUGGGCUUCUAUUAGAGAGGGUUUUUACUGGGCUUCUAUUAGAGAGAGGGGGCGUUCAUUUUUCAAUGGCCUUUUUGUUUGAGCUUCUAUUAGAGAGUGGUGUUAUUUUCGAUUGGGCAUCCCUGGGUUACUUGUAUAAAUAUGGGCGUUUAAUAGGAGGGG